Cynara cardunculus var. scolymus (artichoke) is the source of this 2605-nucleotide messenger RNA. Its product is annotated as WD40 repeat-containing protein HOS15-like. Gene Ontology annotation, molecular function: protein binding; transcription corepressor activity. The record is from RefSeq and is a predicted model, not a curated record. Lineage: Eukaryota; Viridiplantae; Streptophyta; Magnoliopsida; Asterales; Asteraceae. Gene Ontology annotation, cellular component: histone deacetylase complex. The transcript is spliced from 15 exons. Bases 506 to 2386 code for a protein of 626 amino acids. Gene Ontology annotation, biological process: regulation of transcription by RNA polymerase II.
GUCUACAGUUAUCUUGAAUUCAAUCAAUUUCCUCUCGAGAAAAUCGAAUUAGGUGUUGGAUGUUUAUAAUUUUGCAAUGAUUACCAUCAAUUCGCGAGAGUUGAACUAUCUUGUCUACCGCUAUCUUCAUGAAUCAGGGAUCUUUACUUUGAUGCAUUCACUAAGGUCACUCGAACUAUUGCCAAGAACAAGUUUGAAUUAUUAUGCUAACUUCAUUAACACAUUUAUCGUCAAGCCUCAACCCACAUUUAUUGCUCAAAUACUUCGGGUGUUACAGACAAGUCAGGCAAAAGCUCUAGAAGACAAUACCUAUGGAGCUAAGUUCGUUUUGAGAUACUCCAUGUUAGCUGAUAGAACAUUAAUUUCUCAUACAUUAGUUACUUGAUCCUGCCUUACGAUCUCUUGGCUAUGGUUGGAGAAAUGAUUUUUUUUGGUGGUGAUGGUGAACUAUGUUGUUCCAGUUCUCUCUUCGACAUGUAAUCGGCGUUCAGAACAGUUCAUGUAGAUGAUUGGUUUCACACAUACUGCCUUCACAUUAGGUUAUGAGGCAGGGCUGAAUAAAAGUACAAUAGAUGGAAAUUUGGUUCCGCCUGGUGCUCUUGUUACAUUUGUGCAGAAAGGAAUUCAGUACCUUGAGCUAGAAGCAAACCUGACAUGUAAUGAUUCUGACAUCGAUGAAGAUUUCUCCUUUAUACAACCUAUUGAUCUUAUCACAAAGGAUGUUUAUGAACUACAAAAAAUGAUAAAGGAAAAGAAGGAAAACCUUCAGAAAACUAAACAUAGAGAAAAGAGCAAAGAAAAUACCACUUCAGUACGGGAGCAUGAACAAGAACAUGCUAGAGAAAAGGAGAAAGAACAUGCUAAAGAAAAAGAGAAGGAAAAUGACCAGGAGCAUGCUAAAGAAAGAGAAAAGGAACGCAUCCAUGCUCGCGAAAAGGAGAAGGAGCAGGAACGACAACAUCUUCGAGAAAGGGAAAAGAAAAUUGAACAAGACCAUCAUCGAGAAAAAGAGAAGGAAAAGCAGCAAAGGGACAAAGAACGAGAUUUGGAGAAAGAGAAGAUAGAUAGGGAGAGGGAGAGGGAGAGGGAGAGGGAGAGGGAAAGGGAAAGGGAAAGGGAAAAAGAAAAGGAAAAGGAAAAGGAAAGAGACAAGGGUAAACACAAAGAAAAGAAGAAUGAGGAUCUUGCUGAUGGUAGACGUGACGAGGAUAAGACACGAGUCCAGCCGGAAGAAAAUGUGACCGCAGAAGGACCGGAACCUAUGGAAAUUGACACAUGCUCAACAUCUUUGUCUUCUCUUAUUCCCAACUCUGAUGUUACCGUGUUAGAAGGUCAUACUUCUGAGGUUUUUGUAUGCGCAUGGAGUCCAGCUGGGUCUCUUUUGGCAUCUGGAUCUGGAGAUUCCACAGCUCGAAUUUGGACAAUUGGUGAUGGACCUUGUAGCUCUAAUUCACAAAAGGGGCCCUUAGAUGUUGCUGUUUUGAAGCACUACAGAGGUAGAACAAGUGACAAGAGCAAGGAUGUAACCACGCUUGACUGGAAUGGCGAGGGAACACUACUCGCGACAGGUUCUUAUGAUGGACAAGCCAGAAUAUGGAGUAUAGACGGGGAGCUGGUAAGUACAUUAACAAAACAUAAAGGACCAAUAUUUUCUCUGAAGUGGAACAAGAAAGGAGACUAUCUUCUAAGUGGCAGUGUGGACAAAACUGCAAUUGUAUGGGACAUUAAGACUGGGGAAUGGAAGCAACAGUUUGAAUUUCAUGCAGCUCCUACUCUUGAUGUUGAUUGGCGCAACAAUGUCUCAUUUGCAACAUGCUCAACUGACAACAUGAUAUAUGUCUGCAAAGUUGGAGAUAAUCGACCAGUAAAAACUUUUAUGGGGCAUCAGGGUGAAGUUAACGCUAUUAAAUGGGAUCCUACAGGUUCACUUCUGGCUUCAUGUUCAGAUGAUUCCACUGCGAAGAUAUGGAGCUUGAAGCAGGAUACGUGCUUGCAUGACUUAAAGGAACAUACAAAGGAGAUAUAUACCAUCAGAUGGAGCCCCACAGGUCCAGGAACAAAUAAUCCUAACCAUCAAUUAGUCCUGGCAAGUGCAUCAUUCGAUUCAACAAUAAAGCUAUGGGAUGUGGAAACAGGGAGCCUUCUUCACAGCUUAGUUGCCCAUGGCGAUCCUGUAUAUUCUGUUGCAUUUAGCCCGAAUGGCGAGUACUUGGCAAGUGGAUCAUUGGAUAAAUGCAUGCACAUAUGGUCUGUGAAGGAAGCGAAGGUAGUCAAAACUUACGUUGGAAGUGGUGGGAUCUUUGAAGUUUGCUGGAACAAAGAAGGUGACAAGAUCGGUGCUUGCUUCUCGAACAAUGUAGUCUGCAUCUUGGAUUUCCGUAUGUAAUCUUUUUCAUGACCUAAAAUGGCUUGAAACUGUUCAUGGAGGUUGUAUAUGUAGUAGACAUGGAAUGGUUUUGUUUAGUUGUAGGUAAUGUGGCAUGAAUUUGGUUGGGUAUAGGACUCGUAGAAAUAAAUUAUUAGCGUAUUGGCACGAUCUUUGCACCUUUCUUAUUGGUAAACAUUUACCACAAAACACUACGUUAACAACAAUUUUUCGAGUGUU